CACAGCACAUUCUCCUCGGCGGGAGCACUCACUUUCCCCUCCGCCUGCUGGGCUGCAUCUUCUUUCCUCCUCUGUCCUGUUUUCUCUCUCUGUCUCUCUCUCUCUCUCUCUGCUCUCUUUGAAUUUGCUCUUCCUCUUUUCUCCUUUUUCUCUUCCUUGCCCUGCACACACACUAGCACAUGCUUCCACUGAGUGUGUGGUGCUUGGCCACACAGAUGUUCUUUAGACAGUAACAGGUAGACAUCAUCUUUGUGCUGCUCAGCGGAGGACAGGAGAGGGACCAACGUCUUGGCUUAUUCUUCUCAGUAUAUGUGCCAAGUAAACUGUGAGAGAGGAAGCACAGGUGGAGGAGGAAGAGGAGGACGACAGGAGAGGGAGAUAACUGGAGGAGAGAGGGGUCUCGGCUUCACCCCGUCUAAUGCUCCACUUGACACCAUGCUGCUCUGUGUGGAUUUGGUCCUCAGGGGAAAAUCCUUAAAAUGAUGGAAGACAACAAACAUCUGGCACAGAGGAUUGAUGGGGCCAUCCAGUCCGCCAGUCAGGAAGUGACCAACCUCCGCUCCGAGCUCUCGGCCACCAGCCGCAGACUGGCAGAGCUGGGUGCCAGCAGCCCCCCUGCUCUGGAGAACCACCACCAGUACAACCACCACGAUGACAGCCUCCAUUACCGUGCAGAUCCAUCAGUGCAUCACAGACAGAAGACGGUGGUGACAGACAUGUGCUACCCGACAGAGAUAUCCAGCCUGAUGGACUUCGGCACGGCAGACUGCUCGCUGGGCAAAGUGUUGUUGCGCGAGGAGGUCGCCCAGCUUCAAGAGGAGGUCCACCUGCUCAGGCAAAUGAAGGACAUGUUGAGUAAGGACCUGGAGGACACGCAGGGCGGCUGCUCCUCUAAUCUGCUCUCAGCCACCGAGCUCCGCGUGCAGCUGGGCGACAAAGAGCAGGAGCUGGACCGAGCCAAAGAGGCCUUACAAGCUAUGAAAGCUGACCGUAAGCGUCUAAAAGGGGAGAAGGCCGACCUGGUGAGUCAGAUGCAGCAGCUGUACACAACACUGGAGAGCCGAGAGGAGCAGCUACGAGAAUUCAUUCGCAACUACGACCAGCACCGAAAGGAGAGCGAGGAUGCAGUGAAGGUCCUGGCGAAGGAGAAAGACAUGCUGGAGAGGGAGAAGUGGGACCUGAGGAGACAGACCAAGGAGGCCACGGAGCAGGCCAACAUCCUGCGCUCUCAGAUGGACAUGAAGGAGAACAGGAUCAAAGAGCUGGAGGCCGAGCUCACCAUGGCGAAGCAGUCUCUGGCCACCCUGACAAAAGACGUCCCGAAGAGACACUCGCUGGCCAUGCCGACGGAGCCCGUGGUGAACGGCAGUCAGGAGUGGGUGAUGCAGGCCGACCAGCCGCUCACCGCCGCCAUCCGACAGAGCCAACAGACGCUCUACCACGGCCACACCACGGACAGACAGGCUGUGGUCAGGAUCAGCCCCUGUCACUCUCGCCAGCCCUCUGUCAUCUCUGACGCCUCGGCAGCCGACGGCGACCGCUCGUCCACGCCCAGCGACAUCAACUCACCUCGUCACCGGACCCACUCCCUCUGCAAUUCCAUGGAGGACCUGGAGGACCAGAAGCGUAAGAAGAAGAAGGAGAAGAUGACUCUGGGAUCUCUGUCGCGCGUGUUCGCUCGGGGAAAGCAGCGCAAGUCACUGGACCCCGGCCUGUUUGAUGACUCUGACAGCCUCACACAGCAGAGCCUGUCUGACGGCGAGGAGCAGCUCGACCGCCUCCAGCAGGCGGAGCUCACACGCACCACAUGCAUGUCGCUGUGGAGGGCAGGUGCAGUCCAGGCCUGGAUGGAGGUCGUCAUGGGGAUGCCCAUGUACAUCCGAGCCUGCUCUGAAAAUAUCAAGAGUGGCAAGGUGCUGCUGGGAUUGACAGAUGAGGAUUUAGAGCUGGGUCUGGGAGUCAGUAACCUCAUUCAUCGCAGGAAGCUGAGACUGGCCAUCGAGGAUUACAGAAGAGCGGAGGGGGAUCAGGGACUGUCGAACGCCUCUGAGAUGGAUCAUCACUGGGUGUCCACCUCCUGGCUGAGUGACGUGGGCCUGCCUCAAUACUCUCAGACCUUCCAGAGUAACCUAGUGGACGGACGAGUGCUGAACUCUCUGAGCCGCAGGGACCUGGAGAGGUUCCUCAACAUCGGCGACCAGUUCCACCAGACAAGCCUUCUGCUGGCGAUCCAGCUGCUGCAGAUUCUCAGCUUUGAUAAAGAGGCCCUGCAGGCACGACGGGCAAAAUGUGAGCACCAGGACUGGGAUCCCAUUGUUUGGACAUGUCACCGAGUAAUGAAGUGGAUCAGAGACAUAGACCUCAAGGAGUUUGCAGACAAUCUUCAGGGUAAAGGGAUUAACGGGGCUGUGCUGGCUCUGGAUCCCUCCUUCGACACUGACGCCAUGGCCAAAGCCCUGUGCAUCCCCGGCCACAAGCACAUGCUGCAUCGGCACCUGUAUGAAGAGAUGAAAUCCCUCGCUGUUCAUCACAGCAAUUCAGACCAGGCCAACGAAGUCAUCAGUUCUUCUUCUCCUGUGGCUGUGAACCGCUUCGCUGAGGAGAGGGCCUCCAUAAGAAGAACUGGGAAGAGUCCGCUGAGGUUACGCGCAAACAACCACUCGGUGGAGCGGAGCCUGGGCUUCCACGGCAGCUGUGGGUCUUUGCCCAGAGAGGCCAGGGUUCAGGCUGUUCCUCGGGCCAGAGGCAGCCCCAUGCUAGCCUACAAGGGCGUGGAAAUCACAAACGUCUGACCCCGCCACGGAAAUGCUCAUCAUUGUUUACAUUGUUGUCGUGCUAUGCUCGUUUACUACUGAGAGAAACCUACGCUCAGCACUUCAGAGGCAGUUGUCGUGUAGCGUAUUACCACGUAAUUUAAUUAUUCAAAUCAUUUUGGCCUGCAUAGGAAUCACACAUUCCCCCCCCAGCCUUAGGGUUACCCCUAACCCUAACCCUAACCCUAACCCUGAAUUUCAAAAUUACUUUCAUAUUAUGACUGUAUAAAAAAAGAGUAAUGUUGAAAAUAACUAUAUAGCUGAACAGUGUUUUCCUCCUUCGAUGCCUUACAUGAAAUAGGUCUCAUAUUUAUAUAUAUAUCUUCAAGGCACUUCUGAGGUCUCAGUCACCUAUUUUCAACAGCUCAGCCCUUUUUUGUUCACAUAUUAAAUGAAGAAUUAUGCCUUAGGUAGAGAAGCAGACAUUAUAAUAUGCUCUCACAGCAGAGAUACUGUACAUAUCCCCGUUUAUCUUCCGAGGACUGUGUCAUGUCAGCAGCUCUCUGCGUAUACAAGCAAAAUGUUGGCCAGAGUUUCUGGCUCCAAUCGGGUCCUCUACCUCCCUGUGACCCCCCCCACCCCCCCACCCCCACCCCCUCUGCAAGUUCGUCAUCACAAUUAUUAUGAAAUAUGAUCAAAUGAAAUUAUUAUUAAAUAGUAUUGUUAUUGUUAGUACUGUAACAGCUAGAUCUACAUAUUUUAGAACCACAAUAAGAUAUUUUGAUAGCAGACAUUGAUUUGACAUCCAUACCAUCAAGACGUAAAGUUUCUACGGAACAGCAGAUUCUAGCAAACCAGACAAUCUUUAAAGUUCAAACUGUCCUUUUAAAAUCUCUCUUCUCACAUUGUUACAUUCAGUUCAUUAAAGAACUGCGAGGAAGAUGUUUUGGUUGUAACUUGAAUAUGAAUUACUAACAAGACUCAUCCGUGGUGAUAUGUAGAAAACGAUCCUGUUGAAUGUUUGGUUUUGAAAGUGUGUAAACUACAGAGGGAGAUUGUGUUUAUACUGUGUAAGCACUGCAGAAAAUAACAGUGCUGUUAUGUAUCUUAAAUGGGAGGAUUGAAUCUUUUGUACAGUUUGAUCAUGUUUUAUAAAACACAGAUGUGUAAACUUUGCUGGUCCUGUGCAUGAGAACACACAUAUGAAAUGUCCCACUGUGUGCAGCUACAUCCCUGAGGCCAAUCCAGGUUGUGUCUAACUGGUUUUUCUACAACUUUUUGGGCGUCUACCACGUUCACCAACAGCAGGGCUGCUACAGCGGGAAGAUCAGACCAGUUCAAACCUGUAGACAGAGAGAAGGAACUCUGGGGAUGGUCACUCUGAACUGGGGUUAGUAUUACGAGCACUGUUUCUCCUCCUGCACAGUGUUUUUUUAAUAUACACACCAACAAUACAGGUGGAAUUAUUGUCGACUGUCAUAUUGCACAGUGUUUACCUGCUCAUCAACAGCUACAGUCAAAUCUGUGUUCACACAAUAAAAACUUUAUCCGCUGAGA
Platichthys flesus (European flounder) is the source of this 4310-nucleotide messenger RNA. RefSeq names its product kazrin, periplakin interacting protein b (gene kaznb). The transcript has 15 exons. Gene Ontology annotation, molecular function: protein binding. Bases 480 to 2792 code for a protein of 770 amino acids. NCBI's taxonomy places the organism in Eukaryota, Metazoa, Chordata, Actinopteri, Pleuronectiformes, Pleuronectidae. The record is from RefSeq and is a predicted model, not a curated record.